AAACUCAUUACCAAUAAUAAUAAUAAAUAAAGUAGUAUAAAUUAGUGUUAAACAUUUCUCAUAUUAUGUUGUCUUAUUUUUGUCCGACAUUUGUCUAUCCGCUCCACGUUUCCAUGAAAUGGAAAUCCUAAGUAACAAAACAAUGUUUAAUAUUAUAUAAAUGUUUUUAAAAUAUCAGCUUUGAUUCAUUUUUGUAAUUUUUAACUCGGUUUUUAUUAUUUAAUCUGUGCACGACAAGAAUUUUCAUAAGAAAAUUUAACGCAAUUUUUGAAGUUGUUUAUCUUACAAAUUUUCUAAGUUGAAUGCGCUCAAGUGAAAAUACAUACUGAAACUGUUCAGAACCAGCUACUCACUUGGUGACGGCUACGGCGAUAUCGUACACGGGCAGUCUUCGUUCUUUGAACAGCAAACAUGGGAUCAGACAAGAAGAACGUUUACGAUUUCAUGGCCACGGCCAACAGGCCGUUCAGCAGCAACGACGUGUUUUCAAAUUUACAGCGGCAGGGUAUCGGAAAGUCGGCCGUGGAAAAAGCGCUCGAUCAGUUGGUGAAGGAAAAUAAGAUCUUCAUGAAGUUGAACGGCAAGCAGAAGAUUUACUGUGUAGUGCAACCGGAUUCGACGGCAGAAGACCAAAAGGAAAUCCAGUUAAUCGACGAGGAAUUGGUAAAAACUACCGAGGCACUGCGCGAAGUCGAGCGCAAGUAUAAACAAUCCGAAAUCGAAGUGAAAACGCUACAGGGUACCUAUAGUACCGAGGAAGCGAAACGCAAGGUGUCCGAAAUGGAAAAAAUCGUAUCGGAACUAAAAUCGAAAUUGGACAAAAUGUCCAAAACAAGUGGCAACGCGGUGUCGUCGAAGGAUAAAGAAAAAGUGAAAAAGGAAUACGAAACGGUUAGUAAAGAGUAUAGAAAACGCAAGCGUAUGUGUACAGACAUACUGGACUCGAUCUUGGAGAACUGUCCGAAACCGAAAAAAGCUCUCUUCGAAGAAAUCGGAAUCGAAACCGACGAAAGCGUCGGCAUGCCAAAACUGUGAGCGCGAUCAUGGGGUUAAAAAUAUUAUUAUUAUUUUAUUUUUUAUUUUUAUGUCUGUAAUACUUAAACUUUAUUUACCCGUGAUAUUAUGAUUCCCGCGAUGCUUAUACGUAUUUUUGGGCCCUUGAGUAGUCUGUACCUGAGGUCCACGCCGUUCCAGAAGGACACAAAGUAACGUUUGAUCUGUACAUUGUCUCCCCCGUGCAACCUGUAUAGAAAUCAAAAAAUGGUUUUGUUUAAAAUGUGCUAUAGUUAUUAUGUAUAAAUAAAUGAUUAUUAGAUAUCGA
Rhopalosiphum padi (bird cherry-oat aphid) is the source of this 1321-nucleotide messenger RNA. Its product is annotated as transmembrane protein 14C. The transcript is spliced from 3 exons. NCBI's taxonomy places the organism in Eukaryota, Metazoa, Arthropoda, Insecta, Hemiptera, Aphididae. The record is from RefSeq and is a predicted model, not a curated record. Gene Ontology annotation, cellular component: DNA recombinase auxiliary factor complex; condensed nuclear chromosome; mitochondrial membrane. Gene Ontology annotation, biological process: meiotic joint molecule formation; regulation of heme biosynthetic process; meiotic strand invasion involved in reciprocal meiotic recombination. The coding region runs from base 412 to 1035 and encodes 207 amino acids. Gene Ontology annotation, molecular function: double-stranded DNA binding; recombinase activator activity.